This is a messenger RNA of Hymenoscyphus albidus, 1077 nucleotides long. The record is from the annotation of a GenBank genome assembly. NCBI's taxonomy places the organism in Eukaryota, Fungi, Ascomycota, Leotiomycetes, Helotiales, Helotiaceae.
AUGUUUCUCCGUCGCAUCUCCUUGACAUUUGCGGCUCUAAACUUCGCAGUUGUCCAUGGUCAGAAUUUGCCAAAGGAGAUUGUCGGAUGUGCUGAUAUCGGUUGCCCUUUGCAAGAGAAUCGAUCUAGCAUUAACUGUAACGUCGUUGAUAAAUCUUUCUACACCAUCGGGCUAGCACGAAUUCCUGGCACUUCAACUGCUCUCAAUGGACUUUCAUGGACUGAAGGCGUUGCAGUCACAGAUGACGAACCAAACAAGAGCCGAACUUUUGAAAAGAACUUCUACCUCGGCACACCACCAAGCACCAACCUCAACGGUACCGGCGGAUGCGCCGUCUUUUUCAACAAGGCUCGCGGUGUCAAGUUCCCAGAAAACGGUAAUGACAUCAAGUCUUCAACAGGAAAAUGUCAAGAUGCCAUCGAUCCCUCUUGCCUUGAUGGAUUAUCCAAGACGGCCUUAGAUAUUGCAGAUGGCUUUAGCAUGUCGAGUCAAGAAGCAUGUCGGACCCUUCUCAACAGAUUCAAAGACAACUCGCCCAAAUCGUGCGACAACCUUCCUUGGGAUGGUCUCACUGUUUUGCGUAAGUUUGUCCCAUCCCCUUGCAAUGGGAAGUCCUAAAAGUAAUAUUUGUUGCAGCACUCUCGGGAGAAAAUGCGCCUGCCAAAAUCAACUCGACUGCGAACUCGACCUCCAACUGCUGGCCAAUCACACCUAAGGGCGACGACUUGACACUUGUCAAUACUGUCCCAAGUCAGGUAUGUCUCUUGCUGCUUCUUAUAAGACCAAACGCUAAUCCCACUGGAGAGCGAUUAUAAUGCCUCAACCAUUGAAGAAGCCCUCUACAGCAUCACCCCUAUUCUCACAGUUUUUUACCCAGGAAAUGGUACUCUCAUUGAUAAGCCCGAAGCUCAUUUUACAUGUUUGAAGGGCAUCACAAAUCUCAGCCCAGGAGCCAGAAAAGAAUCAAAUGGAACGACAGGCGGAGAUCCCAAGAAAAGUGCGGCUGCCGUGGUUAGUCCUAUUUUUGGUGCUGCUACCUUGACUUUGGCUUUGGGAUGUUCUUUUUUUAUUAUGUAG